Messenger RNA from Salvia hispanica, 2169 nucleotides. Its product is annotated as phosphoglucomutase, chloroplastic-like. Lineage: Eukaryota; Viridiplantae; Streptophyta; Magnoliopsida; Lamiales; Lamiaceae. Gene Ontology annotation, biological process: carbohydrate metabolic process. The record is from RefSeq and is a predicted model, not a curated record. Gene Ontology annotation, cellular component: cytosol. Gene Ontology annotation, molecular function: magnesium ion binding; phosphoglucomutase activity.
GUCUCACAGACACAAAGAAAAAGACAGAAAAAGUGAGCAAAUUGCUCAAUAGAAAGAAGAGAUUUUUAAGCUUGUUUCUUUCAUCGCCGUGGGGAUAUGGCUUUGAACUCCAUAGCUUCAAGGCCCACAUCUUCUUUGCUAUCAAGAAAAUUGAGGAAUUCUAAUGGAAACGAUUCAGCUCUAGAUCAUUUGGCCAAAUCUCUUUCUUUCUUCAAUCCCACUCCACUUUUCUCUAACAUUUCUUUCAGGAAUGCUUCACCAUCACCACUUUUGUCUGCCUCGGUCAGGGCUUCCUCUUCAUCAACUUCUCCUUCAGCCACUGUUGCUAACUCCCAAGAACUCAAGAUUAAGAGUGUGCCAACGCAGCCAAUUGAGGGGCAGAAGACUGGCACAAGUGGUCUUCGGAAAAAGGUGAAAGAGUUUAUGCGAGAAAAUUAUCUUGCCAACUGGAUUCAGGCACUAUUUGAUUCAUUGCCACCAGAGGAUUACAAAAAUGGAGUCUUGGUUUUGGGUGGUGAUGGUAGAUACUUUAACAAGGAGGCCGCACAGAUAAUCAUCAAAAUUGCUGCUGGCAAUGGUGUUGGAAAAAUCUUGGUUGGCAGGGAUGGUAUACUAUCCACACCAGCUGUAUCUGCUGUAAUAAGGAAGAGAGAGGCCAAUGGUGGAUUUAUAAUGAGUGCAAGCCACAACCCUGGUGGUCCUGAAUAUGAUUGGGGUAUCAAGUUCAAUUACAGCAGUGGCCAACCUGCACCUGAAUCGAUUACUGAUAAGAUCUACGGAAACACUCUUUCUAUCUCUGAAAUAAAAGUAGCCGACAUUCCCGACAUUAAUCUCUCACAGCUUGGUGUAACAAACUGUGGACCUUUUAGUGUAGAGGUAGUCGAUCCAGUAGCUGACUAUUUGGAGCUUUUGGAGCAAGUAUUUGAUUUUUCACUUAUCAGGAGCCUUAUAUCACGGUCAGAUUUCAGGUUCACAUUUGAUGCUAUGCAUGCCGUCACGGGUGCUUAUGCCAAACCAAUUUUUGUGGACAAACUGGGAGCUAGCAUUGAUUCCAUUUUAAACGGGGUGCCUCUAGAAGAUUUUGGACAUGGCCAUCCAGAUCCUAAUCUCACAUAUGCCAAGGAAUUGGUUGACAUAAUGUAUGCGGAACAUGGUCCCGAUUUUGGCGCUGCAAGUGAUGGAGAUGGUGACAGAAACAUGAUUCUUGGAAGCAGAUUUUUCGUGACUCCUUCCGAUUCUGUUGCUAUUAUUGCUGCCAACGCAGAAAAGGCCAUUCCAUACUUCAAAACUGGCCCAAAGGGUUUGGCUCGAUCCAUGCCGACCAGUGGUGCUCUGGAUCGUGUAGCAGAGAAGUUAAAACUUCCAUUCUAUGAGGUUCCCACUGGUUGGAAGUUUUUCGGAAACCUAAUGGAUGCAGGGAAAUUGUCAAUCUGUGGAGAAGAAAGUUUUGGAACUGGUUCCGACCACAUCCGAGAGAAAGAUGGUAUCUGGGCUGUUUUAGCUUGGUUGUCAAUAAUUGCUUUUAGAAAUAAGGACAAGAAACCAGGGGAGAAGUUGGUUUCUGUGUCGGAUGUUGUUUCUGAGCAUUGGGCGACUUAUGGGAGGAACUUCUUCUCUCGAUAUGACUACGAGGAAUGUGAGUCUGAAGGGGCUAAUAAAAUGAUAGAUUAUCUUAGAGACUUAAUUUCCAAAGGCAAAACCGGUGAUGCAUAUGGAGACUACAAACUGCAGUUUGCAGAUGACUUCACCUACACUGAUCCUGUAGAUGCCAGCGUAGUUACCAAGCAAGGUGUCCGUUUUGUGUUCACUGAUGGAUCCAGGAUUAUAUUUAGGCUAUCGGGUACCGGGUCUGCUGGUGCAACUGUUCGUAUAUAUAUCGAACAAUUUGAGCCAGAUGCAUCUAAACACGACGUGGAUGCACAAAUAGCAUUGAAGCCAUUGAUAGAUCUGGCUUUAUCUACUUCAAAGCUGAAGGAGUUCACCGGAAGGGAGGAGCCAACAGUCAUCACUUGAGGUUGAGCAUUCAUCCUCCUGAAUGCUUGAUUUAUACAUUCGUUUGUUUAGUUUGUUUUUUUUGUUCUACUAUAAAUAAUAAGCAUCCUUGUGUAGACAUGUUGAUGUAAAACCAUAUUUCUCUUAGCAUAGAUAUUCAAAUCAUAAUUUAUUUUA